Messenger RNA from Phascolarctos cinereus (koala), 2154 nucleotides. The record is from RefSeq and is a predicted model, not a curated record. Lineage: Eukaryota; Metazoa; Chordata; Mammalia; Diprotodontia; Phascolarctidae.
GAGCUGAGCUAGGGGCCUAACCCGCUAGAGGCUCUGCGUGCUCAUUGGUCCGUGAAGCUGUCAGUCAUCACAACGGCCUCGGGAAGAGGUGGAGAUAGAACCAUACAGAUGGCGGAGGAGGCGGGACGGUCCGGGCGAAGCAUCGUUGCGUAGCCUCUGGCCUCAGGCCCCUCUAGCGCGGGGAGGGCUGGGAAGGCAGUGGGCGGAGUGAGGCAGCCGUUCGGAAGGGCCGGGCGGAAGAGGUCGGGGCGGGGAAGGCCGCGGGUUUGUGCCUGUGAGGGGAUCGGAGCGGUUCCGCCGAGGCUGGCCUUGGCCCGCCCUCCCGCCCGCCUUUCUUCCCGAAGCUAGCGCCCAGCUCUCUUCGCCUUCGCCUGACUCUUCUGACUCCGGCCCUGCAGCCAGCUGCGCUCGCUCUCCUCUGAGCCGUGAAUUCAAACCUCCAUUUUACACGCCUCCCGACCCCUCCACGCCUGUGGGUCCCUGCCUUCGUCCUUUCCCUCCCGGCAAAACCCAGAGCCCACCCCACGCACAGAACCACGCCCACCCACCUCUGACGGGCUGUGGACAUCCAUUGCACCAGAGUCAUGAGGCUGCCACAACCGGAGGUCCCUUUGUUGACCAGUUGAAACCAAUAUAAAUAUGGCUUUUUAUGGCCGAAAUGUGCUCUUUGCUAUUGCUAGAACAAGAGGUCCUCACCUUUUUGUCCACCCUACCUACCCUCGAUAUUCCCCAUCAGUUUCAUUUCUUCAACUGGCAGACUCCCAUUUAAAUCAAACCUAUGUGAAGAACUAUGGGAGCAAAAAAUUCUUGUAUCCUAUUCAAUCAAGCAGCAAACUACCUUAUUUACAAACUAAGGCAAUACGAAAACUACAUAUAUCCACAUGCUGGCUUCAAGAUUUCCCAGAUAAACCUAAACAAACUAUGGAAAAAUCAGUAACAGCAAGCCCCCAAACCCCAAAAGAAACAGGGAUUAAGACUGAGGAAGUUAAGCAAUCUUUGAGACAAAAAAUUGUGGAUGAACUUAAACAUUAUUACAAUGGAUUUUACUUGCUUUGGAUCGACACCAAAGUUGCUGCCAGGAUGGUAUGGAGACUAUUACAUGGACAGGUGCUGACCAGACGAGAGAGACGAAGGCUGCUGAGAACUUGUGCUGAUCUCUUCCGCCUGGUUCCAUUUAUCGUGUUCAUAAUUGUGCCCUUCAUGGAAUUCCUGUUACCAGUAUUUCUGAAACUCUUUCCAGACAUGUUGCCAUCAACUUUUGAAAGUGAAUCCAAAAAGGAAGAAAAACAGAAAAAGAAAAUGGCAGCAAAGUUGGAACUAGCAAAAUUUCUCCAAGAAACUGUUACAGAGAUGGCAAGGAGGAGCAGAACCAAGUUGGGAAAAGGCUCCAAAUUAGGAGAUGCCUCUACACAGUUUUCAUCCUAUGUAAAACAGGUCCAGACAGGUCAUACACCUAGCACAAAGGAGAUUGUUCAGUUUUCCAAACUAUUUGAGUAUGACCUAACUCUGGAACAUUUAGACCGACCCCAGUUGGUUGCUCUGUGUAAACUUCUAGAACUUCAGACCCUUGGAACCAACAACCUGCUCCGCUUUCAGCUUCUGAUGAAACUGAAGUCUAUAAAAGCAGAUGAUGAAGUAAUUGCCAAAGAGGGGGUGAAUUCCCUGAGCGUAUCUGAACUGCAGAGUGCUUGUAGAGCCCGAGGGAUGAGGUCACUGGGGCUCACUGAGAAGCAAUUGAGAGAACAGCUCACACAGUGGCAGGACCUGCAUCUGAAAGAGAAUGUCCCUCCUUCUCUGUUGUUGUUGUCCCGUACCUUCUAUCUGGUAGAUGUGAAGCCAAAGCCUAUUGAGAUUCCUCAAGAGGUGGAGUUUCCAAAAGCAGAAGCUCCUAAAGAAAUACCACCCUCUUUACAUGAAUCUAAAGAGGUGUUGGUGGACUUUGCACCUCAACUUCAGGGAACAAAGAUUGUAGAAUUUAAAAAACCACCACCUGUUACACCACCGCCACCUGUUUCAUUACCUGAAGAAUCUCUUUCUUCUUCCAGAGUCAAAUCACAAACCUCAUCCCAAAGCAGCAAAGCUAAUGCAAAUGGAGUCUAAGGCCACUUGAAGAUGAUGCUGUAAUCCAUUUACCCACUCCAUCUCCCUACCUCA